AUGUCACCAGCACCAACGGUACUUGUACUUGGCGGCUUAGGCUUUAUAGGCCGCAACUUUGUUCCCUAUCUUUAUGAGAAUAAGCUCGCUUCGGAAAUAAGAGUAGUUGACAAGUCGUUACUUUUAACGGCUAAUUUGAACCCUAGACAAAGAGAGGCGUUUGAAAAUGUAGAAGUUAAGCAAAAGGACCUGGUUGAUCCUGCUUCCAUCAAAGAAGUUUUUACUCGGGAAGAUGAGAGUUCAUAUGAUUAUGUGUUUAAUUUAGCUGCCGAAACAAAAUAUUCACAAAAUGAAAGAGUUUAUGAAGAACGUGUCUAUUUAUUAUCAGUUCGUAAUGCUGAAGAGGCUGCUAGACGAAGAGUCAAAUGCUUUGUAGAAUUGUCGACAGCAGAAAUUUAUCAAAGCGAUAAAAAUCCCAGCAAAGAAGACGAGAAAAUUAAACCGUGGACUAUUAUGGCCAAAUAUAAAUAUAAAGCCGAAGAAAAAUUGAAGACGAUCGAAGGUCUUAACCUGGUCAUUUUGCGACCGGCUGUUAUUUAUGGAACAGGUGCAAUAAUGGGAUUAGUCCCUCGUAUUGUAUGUGGUAGAAUUUAUCAAUAUACCAAAGAGGAAAUGAAAUUUUUGUGGGCCAAAGAUCUAAAGAUUAAUACAGUCCACAUAACGGAUGCUGUUCGCGCAAUGUGGCAUACUGCUACCUGGUAUGAGGAGAAUCAGAUAGCUGGUAAAAGAGUUUUGAUUUAUAACUUGGCUGAUCAAGGCAAUACAGAUCAAGAGAAAAUUAACAAACACAUAAGUAAUAUCUUCAACAUACAAACUGGAUUUCAUGGAACAAUCACUUCUAACCUUGCCCAAUUGAAUCUUGAUAAUGCCACUGAUGAAAUUAAUGACAAACAUAUGCGUCCUUGGGUAACUCUCUUGAGGACUAAUAAAAUUAAGAAUACUCCAUUAAGUCCUUAUUUGGAUAAAGAAUUAUUAUAUAACAAUGCAUUGUCCGUUGACGGUACUAAAAUUACCAAAGAAACAGGGUUUGAAUAUGAAGUACCUCAGAUUACAGAUGAAAAAAUUCAAGAAAUGAUAGAUGAUUUUAUUGUAUUGAAUUUGUGGCCCAUUAAUGAUGAUUAA
This is a messenger RNA of Rhizophagus irregularis DAOM 181602=DAOM 197198, 1122 nucleotides long. RefSeq lists its product as uncharacterized. The record is from RefSeq and is a predicted model, not a curated record. NCBI's taxonomy places the organism in Eukaryota, Fungi, Glomeromycota, Glomeromycetes, Glomerales, Glomeraceae.